CGCCAACCCCGCAAACAAAGGAUUGACAAACAAAAAACCGAAACACAAUAGAGUGAGAAAGGAGUACGAAGCAAUGAGCUUAGCACUCAUCCAAAGUUACUCCUCCGCCGAAGAAGACGAAAGAGAAGAAUCUAAUCAUCACUACGACAAUUUCUCUGACGACGACAAUGACUCCGGCACCGGCUCCGACAACUCCGCCGCCGUUUCACGCUUUCCUUCCACCUACAACCCCGUCGUCGCCCCUAAAUCUUCUCAAGACUCCGCUCUUCCCUCCGCCCUAGAUGCAUUCUCCGAAAUUUCAGGGCCGCCUCAGUUUCUUAAUAAUUGCGUAGAAGACCAGAAUGUGGGAAGAGAUAUUAUUGUUCAUCGUGUUCGCAGGAACAGCAGAAACAAGAAAGAUCUGCCUACUGGUGCUGUGGUGGAAGCCAAGCCCCAUUUAGUUGGCAUUCAUGAACGAGUAAGGAGUGAUAUUGAGGGUAGUGUUCCCUCUACUGGUUCUACACAGCCUCAGAAAACUCCUCCGGUAAUGAAAACUGCUGAUGGCUCUCAACCAAGUAUGUGCUUGCUAUGCGGGAUACCCAAAACCUACACGAGUGCUCUUGGGAUGGUAUGUCCCGUAUGUCCUUCAGAUGACUCCAAAAAGAAGGGAUCUACUGUUAAAGAUAAAGAGAAAAUCAAGAGAAUGAGAGGCCAGUCUUCUCAUGCUAGUUGGAAAAGUGAGACAGAGAUGCACCUCAGGCAGACCUUUGAUUAACAGAGUUAUUGGAACCACCACCUGUCUUUUUAUUUUUUUUCCAGGAUUAGUGUUGAAAAGGUGUAAGAUUAGUUAAAUUGAUAAUUGUCAUUCUGAAAGCAAUUGCAACUGUGUUUAGUCUUGUAUCAUGUGUGUGAUAUUCGUUGUCAUAUUUCAUUAGAAUCAUGGAUAAAUCAAAAGUUCGACUUGUAUGCGUAAGUUGAAUUAUGAACUUUGAUCUUUUAACCGUCUCACUAGAAUAAGAGUGACGGAUUCUGAGAAAGUUGUAAGUUUUUGCAAUAUGAAUUAAAUGCCAACAUUUUAAUAUUUUACUCGA
Spinacia oleracea (spinach) is the source of this 1070-nucleotide messenger RNA. RefSeq lists its product as uncharacterized. The transcript is spliced from 4 exons. The record is from RefSeq and is a predicted model, not a curated record. Lineage: Eukaryota; Viridiplantae; Streptophyta; Magnoliopsida; Caryophyllales; Amaranthaceae. The coding region runs from base 74 to 754 and encodes 226 amino acids.